Molecule: messenger RNA, 2010 nt
Organism: Tripterygium wilfordii
Lineage: Eukaryota; Viridiplantae; Streptophyta; Magnoliopsida; Celastrales; Celastraceae
Exons: 5
Coding region: 277-1671 (464 amino acids)
Source: RefSeq, a predicted model, not a curated record
GCAGGGGAGAAAAACACUAGAGUUUGGUUUUGGGGAUUCUCCAACCCGGCAACUGAGCAACCAGUAGCCGAUCGAAUCAAUGAUUAGGGGGAGAGAGCUUACAUGUUGGUCUCUGUCAAAGUGAACAAGCUUGCUAAAAUCCUCGUCUUGGCUUUGGAUCCUUCUGUCUUCCACCAGCGGCUCUCCGAAUCUUUGGUUUAGCCGAUUUGAAUCAGAUUGGGAUGAAAUGGGAGUCUCGAUUCGGAGUCUUCAGGUUCUGAUUAAGGGGAAGAGAAAAUGAAGGGUGAAUCAAAGAAUAUGCGAAAGAAAGGAAGAUGCUUGGCUUGGUUCAGCGUUUUGGAGAAAGAAGCUGAUGGAGGAGUAUAUGGUCUGAAACCAGAUAUUCAGGACAUCACAAAGCUUAUAGAUGAUUUAUCGCUGAAUACACUCCUUGACGGAAGCUGCACGUAUCCAAGUUUAGGAAAAGACAAGGGGAAGAAACCAACUGACAAUAUUAUGCUUUCUAUUGGAAAAGCUUGCUCAAUUCUUCAACUCCCAAGUUUGCGCCAGCCCCAGAAUUUUGCUGAGGUUGAUAGCCUUUCUAAUAAGAAAAUUUCCACAUUCCUCUCAAGCUCUGUUCCAAUUGUAGCAAAUGGUGAAAAUGUUUAUUCUUGCAUGGCAGAUGUAUCAUCAACAGACAAGGUUGAGGACUAUUGCACCUUAGCUGAAGCUGAAGAUUCUAUUAAGCUGCUUGAUUUUCAGUUAUGUAAACCUAAAGAUGUUUUGAAACGCCUUGUGCUUCCUCCACCCAAGGAUUUGGAGUCUUUGCUUCUGGAUGCAAUUAAGCGUGCUGUAUCUUCCAGGAACACUCCUGAUAUGCGUUCACGCAAGCAAAUGUCUCGUAGAGCUAGCUUGCCGCCAUUUCCUUGGUCACACACUUUUAAUGGUCAUUGUAGAAUCAAUUCUGAUGCUACUAAAUUAUUAACAAGUAAGAGUACAUGCCAAGGAAGAUGGGUAAGAAUACAGAGUUCUGCUAUUUCUCUCAGUACUGGCACUGGUUGCUUUGCAAAUUUGGAGUCAUUAGUUUAUGAUGAAAGUUUAGUUCCUUCAGAAGAACGGAGCUUAGGUGUUAAAGAAAAUAGCACUACUCCAUCUGUACCUCUGGGCCUUUCUUGGGGAAAAAUGGGUUCGUCAUCACCUGCCACCUGUUCUAGAGCUUCAUGUGCUUCUCAAGAUUCUGGAGGUGAGCUGAAGUAUCAAGCAAACGUCGAGCAUUCUCCAGCUUCAUUGGCUGCAGCUCAAACCUUGUAUGACAUGGCAACUAACACAUUGAGGCGAAACCAAGAAGGAAUAGUAAGGUGGACAAAGAAGCCUUCAGAGAAGGCUAUGAAAGGUUGCAAGUCAAAAUUGAGUGAGAAGGCUGAAGAAUUAUUUUCAACAAGGUUUGCGGUAAGGGAAUCUGAUGAUUUAGCAGCUUCAAGAAUUGGUGCGGAUCAGAUGAUGCCAUCAAAGAGGACUAAGGUUGGUCACUCCAAAGUCGAGAAUAAAAGUGAAAUUGGAUCAACCAAAUAUGCUAGAAAAAGACCAGCAAAUUGGUUGACUCAGAGAUCAAAUGGAUCAGCACCCAACAAGUCAGUUAGUCAUUUGAUUGCAGAAACGAGCCAUUCUGGUGCUGUCAUUGUGAAGCAAUGAUGCGUGUUGCAAUCACCUGCAGAGUUUCUGGAACAGGGAAGCAACGAACGCAAAUGAUCAAUGAUCUCUUACCACAUAGGCAACAAAAACACACUUUAACAUUAAUUUGUUGUUAUUCGUCGAUGUUCCUGUUGGUUUACCAACAAAUGGUUGAUUUGUAAAUAUGUUGUUGUAGGGGAAGCAAUGAUGUGGUCAGUGAACGGAAUAUUUGCUCUGAGGAGAUCAAGACAACAUUUUCUUGUUGUAACGUUAAAGCCUGUUGUAGAUUACAGCAGGGCAUUCUUUGCCUUGUGGAGAUUAUUUGAUAAAGCAAUACAAAAUUUCAGUUUGUACCGUGUA